AUGCAUUYCACGUAGCACAAGACACUGGUCAUGAACUCUCCUGAACUUUCUUAAUUCUUUGUAGGCUGGAUCCUGCAAUUAAAUCAAUAACAAACACAAAAUGAAGCUACUUAGACGCAGGAGACUAAUUCUAGUUUGCCUAAUUUUAGUCUGGGUAGUCGGAAUGACUUAUUUCUUAACGCAUCUUUCUGGUAAAGAUGAAGACUCAAACCAAUACGAAGACGAUUUGAGCUUAAGCUUACUACGAAAAAAUCAAGAUGCCGAUGAUAUUCGACUAAAACAAGACACGAAACGAAGCCAAGACCAAGAGAAAGAUAAACGAAGUAUAUUGAACAAAGCUGAUGUAGUUGAUGUUGAGUAUAUAUAUGAUGCACGUAAAAUCAGCGACCUUGAUCCUGUGGCUUAUAUGUCAAAAAAUGGAUUCAAGGAAGGAGAAGAUGCUUAUGCAAGAAAUGCUUAUAAUUUAAAAGUCAGUGAUAAAGUAGCUUUUGACAGACAAGUACCAGAAGUUAGAGACCCAGAAUGCCAGAAGACAGUUUGGCCAGAUGAUUUGCCAACAACCUCUGUUAUUAUUUGUUUCCAUAAUGAAGGUAGAAGUGCACUUCUUCGCACAGUUGUCAGCACCAUCAAUAAAAGCCCACCAAAGCUUCUCAAAGAAAUCAUUUUGGUGGAUGAUUUUAGUGAUGACCCUGAGGAUGGCAAAGAGCUUCUUAGACUACCAAAGGUUAAACUCAUCAGAAAUCAAAAACGAGAAGGUUUGAUUCGGUCAAGAGUCAAAGGUGCAGACAUAGCCAAAGGGGAGGUUCUGACAUUCUUGGACAGUCAUUGUGAAUGCAGUAAAAAUUGGCUUGAACCUUUACUACUCAGGAUUAAAGAGAAUCCCAAAACUGUGGUAUCACCAAUAAUAGACGUCAUCAACAUGGACACAUUUGAAUACCUGGGAUCUUCAUCUGAUUUAAGAGGAGGAUUUGGAUGGAAUUUAAAUUUCAAAUGGGACUUCCUACCAGCCAGAAUAAUUUCAGAGAGGCAGGGAAAGCCUACUAUGCCCAUCAAAACCCCAGUUAUAGCAGGAGGACUUUUCUCAAUAGGUAAAGAGUGGUUUGCAACUCUGGGCAAGUAUGACAUGAUGAUGGAUGUCUGGGGAGGUGAAAACCUUGAAAUAUCCUUUAGAACCUGGCAGUGUGGUGGUACCAUGGAAAUCAUUCCUUGUUCUAGAGUUGGUCAUGUUUUCCGUAAUAGACACCCUUAUAAAUUUCCUGGCGGAAGUAUGAAUAUUUUUCAAAAAAAUACUAGAAGAGCUGUAGAAGUGUGGAUGGAUGAGUAUAAAAAAUAUUAUUACGCAGCUGUUCCAUAUGCCAAGAAUACACCCUAUGGAAACAUUGAACAGCGUCUAGAGCUCAGAAAAAAGCUGAAAUGCAAACCCUUCAAGUGGUUUGUACAGAAUGUUUACCCAGAACUCAAGGUUCCUCAUGAUGAUGAUACAAAAGCUUUUGGUGAGAUCAAGCAGGGUAGUCAGUGUAUCGAUACGCUGGGCCAUUUAACUGGACAAAAUGUUGGUCUGUAUGAGUGCCAUGGUGGUGGUGGAAACCAGAUGUGGUCCCUGACCAAGAGUUCUCUAUUAAAGCAUGARUCAGCAUGUUUAACAGCUUCUAGUACUAAUUCUCAGGAAGCACCUUUAUUACAAGAAUGUAAUGAUAAUGAAAUGCUUCAGCACUGGGAAUAUGAAAAAGAUAUCAAUAGGUUACGGCACAAGAAGUCUGGAUUAUGUCUUGACAGCGACAAAGUAAAAGAAAAUGGACUUAUACUGAAUACUUGCUCAGAUAAUUAUUCUCAACAUUGGGCAUUUGAAGUCAGUUUAUAGGAUAUAACAUUUUGGUAAAUUGUUCAAAUUUAGCUAACUUUAUUACCUAUGCCAAGAUGACAUCACCUACUUGGAAAUUUUUUGAGUGAAAGAAUUAUCAUGGCCGUCUUGCAUCACAUAAAAUGGACUGUACAAAACUACUGAUUGUCACUGUGAUGGCAUGGAAAAAGGACUUCCAGUUGAUAGUAACUGACCAAGUAUUCAUAAAUAUUAGACUCGCCCAAGUCGAACUUUUUUGUCUGCCGAGGAGAUUUUAUUCAAGCAAAGCACGGGAGUCAAGAUACACAAAGGGCUGCAGACUUUGCAAAAGUCAAGUAAAUAAAUAUGACAGCAAUGAUCAUGGAGGUACAUUAAUGAGCAGUAAGCACUUGCCAGCACGGCUAAACAUUGAAAGUUUAUUCAAGCAAAACAUAUCAAAAACGUAUGCCAAAAGAAUCAAGGUCAAAAACGUUAGAAAAUGUUGUUAAAUACAAAGAUCUUUUUAAAUUUA
Molecule: messenger RNA, 2351 nt
Organism: Actinia tenebrosa (Australian red waratah sea anemone)
Lineage: Eukaryota; Metazoa; Cnidaria; Anthozoa; Actiniaria; Actiniidae
Product: polypeptide N-acetylgalactosaminyltransferase 2
Biological process (GO): protein O-linked glycosylation
Cellular component (GO): Golgi apparatus
Molecular function (GO): polypeptide N-acetylgalactosaminyltransferase activity
Source: RefSeq, a predicted model, not a curated record